AUGUCUUUGAAGAUGUCCACAAAGGCUGAAAGAAAUGCAAUUGGAAUUGAUCUUGGAACAACCUACUCCUGUGUUGCUAUCUGGUUUGAUAAGCAUAAUCGAGUUGAGAUCAUUCCCAAUGAACAAGGUAACAAGAUUACUCCAUCAUGCGUAGCUUGGAACAAGACAGAAUUCUUAGUAGGUGAGGCAGCCAAAAAUCAAAUCAGCAGAAAUCCUAAAAACACAGUUUUUGUUGAAGGUUCUGAUGAUAAGCCAAUGCUUGUGUUUGAAAACGAGGCUGAAAACAAGAAGCUUUCCCCUGAAGAAAUAUCGUCCAUGAUUCUAAAAAGACUGAAAGAGUCUGCUGAAGCAUACAUUGGAACAACAUGUAGAGAUGCAGUGAUUACUGUUCCUGCAUAUUUUAAUGACAAACAACGACAAGCAACUAAGGACGCUGCUACACUCGCUGGCCUCAAUGUCAUGCUUUUGAUUAGUGAGCCCACAGCAGCAGCAAUUGCGUAUGGAAUAGAUAAGAGUGCUGACAAGAAUCGUCAAGAAAAGAAUGAUUUGGGUGGAGGAACAUUUGACGUGUCUCUUCUUAAUAUCAGCAAGGCUGGAAACACUAAGCUGUCAAGAGGUAAAGGUUUGCUUUAA
Lactuca saligna is the source of this 633-nucleotide messenger RNA. The record is from the annotation of a GenBank genome assembly. NCBI's taxonomy places the organism in Eukaryota, Viridiplantae, Streptophyta, Magnoliopsida, Asterales, Asteraceae.